Molecule: messenger RNA, 1101 nt
Organism: Acanthosepion pharaonis
Lineage: Eukaryota; Metazoa; Mollusca; Cephalopoda; Sepiida; Sepiidae
Source: the annotation of a GenBank genome assembly
AUGAAUCUAUAUGAUUCAUGUUUCUUGAUUUAUAGCAAAUCUAUAGCAUAUUUGGAGCUGCACCAUCUAUUUUACCAUUUAAAUGCUAUCUAUCUAUCUAUCUAUCUAUCUAUCUAUCUACACACACACAUCAAUUUAUUAAUAUCUAGAUAUUUUAAUAUAAAUAUAUAUGAUUUGUGUAUAAAUGCUCACUCUUUAUUCUCUUUUUACUUCCUUUCCUUUUACUACUGCUUUUCUCCUAUUCCCACACCUCUCAAUUUCUCCUCCUUCUUGCAACCUACUGCUUCUUUUGUCAUUUAUUGCCUUUUUCUUUGUUUUUUGCCUGCAUAUCUACCUCUUUUAUUUUUAUCACAUUCUCUCUACAUUUCUUCUCUUUCUUUCUCAUAUUCACUUCAUUUUGGUCUCAUUUUCACAUGCUUAUUUCUUUUUACUCUCACUUUCUCCCCUCUCUCCCUUUUUCAUACUGAUAUAAAUUUACUCUCUCUUUCUCCUCUCUCUCUUAUACUGAUUUCAUUAUGUUCUCACUUCUUCCUGUCUCUCUCAUAUUCAUUUCUUUUUACUCUCACUUUCUCCCCUCUCUCUCUUUCUCAUACUGGCAUAAAUUUUGCUCUCACUUUCUCCUCUCUCUAUUGCCAUUUUUAUCCCACUUUCUCACCUCUCUUUCUCUUUUUCUUUAUCAACAUUGCUUUCUUUUUACUCCCAAUUUCUCCUCUCUUUUCCCUACAUCCUUCUUGCCUCUUUCUUUUGUUUUCUUUUGUUUGCUUUUUUAAUGUUUGUCUCCCCCUUUUUUACUUUCUCUCCCUUUUCAGUUUUGUCUUUUUUGCCUCUUAUUUCUCUUUUAUUUCCACUUUUUUCCUUAAUGUCUCAAUUAGUCUUUUUUUGCUUUUAUUUUCUUUUCUCUUUCAACAGUUUUUUUUUAUUCUGUCUUUUGUCUUUUCUCUUCUCAAUAUCCAUUUUUCUUUUCAUGUUUUUAUCUUCCCUCCACUCUCACUAGCUUUGCCCCCAUUUUUUUUUCUUCCUUCCUUCCUCUCAAUUGUUUUUCUCUAUUUCAUCUCAACUUUUCCAAUUGGUUUUCAAUACAAUCACAUUUGCCAACAGUAA